CUCCCUCGGCGAGUGGCAGGUGCAGGUUUGGUGGGUCUGGGUGCGGCUGCUUCGCUGUGAUUCACACGCAUGGAGUGCGACCGUUCCUCCACCCACAGCUUCAGGUGAGGAGACGAGGGGUGUGGCACAUCUCUGACAGACAUGAGCAGAGACACAGACACACUUCACACUGAGAUCAGGAGAGAGAGAGAGAGCCAGCCGGACAGACACUGACCUCACUGACACACGCAUGGAUUUCUCUGAUCAGGUUCCUGUGGAGCGGGGAAUUGGUUCUCACCGUUCCCCCUCUGAGCUGAGUUUGGUUUUGGUGGGCAGCAUCGGCUGUGGAAAGACCAUGACAGCGGACACCCUGCUGGGUCAGAGCUCUGCUCCGGGACCCUCGGCCUCUUCCCGAGUGAGUCAGAUACGACGAGGACUGUCGGCGGGCUGGAGGCUGAGCAUCGUUGAAACCCCUCGCUGGUACUGGAGGGGCAAGGAGUUGGAGGCUGACAUCCGUGGGGAGACCCGGCAGUUCCUCAGCUCCAGUGUUUCCGGGCCCUGCGUCUUCCUCAUCCUCAUCCCCAUCGGAGAGUUCACGGAGGUGGAGGGGCGCAUCCCGGAUCAGCUGGAGCGCAUGUUCGGGCCGUCGGUGCUGGGUCACACGCUGGUGCUGCUCACCUGUGGAGAAUACCUGAUGGGCCGCAGUCUGGACGAGUACCUCGGGAAGGAGGCGGGGCUGCAGGAGGUGGUGAGGAGGUGUCACGGCCGCUGCCACGUGAUCAGUAACCGCAGACCUGACGACAGACAGCAGGUCCUCACUCUACUACAGAAGGUGGAGCAGAUGAUACAGAGGAACGGAGGAUUUCACCUGCUCAGAGAUGAGGAAACACAUGGGAGAGACGUCACAGAGCAGGAGAAAACAGAGAUGAAGCUCAGUGCAACAAGUUACACGAUGUGGAACGGAGGCAUCGGAGGAAAACAAACACAAAUCAAUACGUUUGACAAACACACAGAAGAAACAGGAAGUGAUGGAACGAUUGAGAGACGCCUGAUCAAUGGGCUUCAGUCACAGCAGCGCGAGUGUGUGGAAACAGAGGCCCGACACACACCGCUGGAGAAAAGCCCGAGCUUCAAACUCAACAAAGAGGGAGCUAUUCUCAGUCAGAUGAUGGAGGUGCCAGAGAUCCAGUACAGCCACAGCUUCAUCAACACCAUCCAUCACACUUUUAAGAAGGUUUCGGGUGACAGUGAAACUCUCUCUCCUGUAUCAUCGUAUUCCUCUGAUCCUCUGAACGACUCUUCUCUACCUGAGCUGAGGCUGGUUCUGCUGGGUCGCCGUGGUUCUGGGAAGAGUGCGGCCGGGAACAUCAUUCUGGGUCGUGAGGAGUUUGUGACGGCGGCCCCUCAGCAGUGUGUGAAGGCCCGAGCGCUCGUGGAGGACACACGGGUGUCAGUGGUGGAUACACCAGACUGGUUUCAGUCAGAGAGAUCUCCUGAGGAGGUGAAAGCUCAGAUCUCCUCAUGUGUGGCCCUGUUGGCCCCGGGCCCUCAUGCAUUCCUGCUCUGCGUCCCUGUUGACCAACCCGCUCGUUCCGAGCUGCCGGCCCUGAGCGCACUGGAGGGUGCAUUCGGACCUGACGCUGUCCGCCGGCACACAAUCAUCCUCUUCACGCGCUCGGAGCUGCUGCCGGAGGGGGCGGAGGGCGUGGAGGAGGUGGAGGCGUACAUCACCUCCCGAUGGCCAGAGAUGCUGGAGAUGGUGCAGAGAUGCGGCGAUCGCUACCAUGUCUUGCAGCGUGGGAACACAGCCGGACAGCAGAGCGGCGGCGUGAAGGAGCUUCUGGAGAAGGUGCAGCAGACGGUGAAGGAGAGCGGAGGAGAUUUCUACAGCUGCUCGCUCCAGCAGCAGAACCAGGAGGAGAGCUCGACUGUCAGGAGAGACCGACAACGUGACAGAGACAGACAGAGCCUGUCUCACUCUCUGGAUGCUCUGAAAGAGGAAGAGGAGGAAGUGACGUCCACGGUGAAGAUCAACCGUCUGGACUCGGCUGCACCGGCUCGGUCGCUGAUCCGGUCCGUGUGUGAGACGACGAGCUCGUGUGCGGGACGUGUGCCCAAGCUGCUGGCCGUGGGAGCUCUGACCGGAGCGGCGCUGGGCGUGUUCCUCGCUGGAGCUGUAGGAGGCGCUGUAGGAGCAGUGCUGGGCUCUGUGGUCACCGAGGUCGGGAGACGCAGGUUCAAUAAACAGAAAACAGAGUAGCAGACAGUGUGAUCUGCUCUGGAGAAUCACUGUGGACUGUAAAAUAAUUCCGUGGUUGUUCUUUCUUGUAUCAUAUCAGUCUGUACAAACUCAAAAUUAUAUGUGCUGUACAUGCUGAUUCUUCAACAAGAGUUUCAUGAACACAAGAGCAAAUCGGUUUCAACAGUGAGUCUGUUCACUGUAUUUUCCAGUUGUGUAACCAUAAAUACACUAAAAAACAAAUUGUUCUGUUCUUGAAAGGAAUAAAGGGACAUCGUUUGUAAUUUAUCUCUAUACAUGUUCCAGACUGACUGGGGAAUAUUUAUGAUUUCAUAAUGUAAACAAGUCAAGGCUGAAGAUCUAAAGGACCUCAGUGAAGUGUGUGAAGCUUUCAGUAAAAAUCACAUGUUGGUCAUUCUGGUGUGAUGAAAUGUUACAUAAAAACUUUUGGAUGUACAUUA
Messenger RNA from Cyprinus carpio (common carp), 2679 nucleotides. RefSeq names its product GTPase IMAP family member 8. The record is from RefSeq and is a predicted model, not a curated record. Gene Ontology annotation, molecular function: GTP binding. Lineage: Eukaryota; Metazoa; Chordata; Actinopteri; Cypriniformes; Cyprinidae.